This is a messenger RNA of Zea mays, 1394 nucleotides long. RefSeq lists its product as uncharacterized. The transcript has a single exon. Bases 97 to 1134 code for a protein of 345 amino acids. The record is from RefSeq and is marked validated. Lineage: Eukaryota; Viridiplantae; Streptophyta; Magnoliopsida; Poales; Poaceae.
GCAACGCGUCUCACCGUAACCAGCCAAGAUCAAAGCACUCUCUCGACCAUCUCCUGACCACUCCAGCAUCUCCGGCCUUCAGGCACUAGCAGCAGCAUGGCUGACGACCAGCAACCGCCGACGCAGCGCAUAUGGUUCCCGUACUGGACCGCGCCUGCGCCUGCUCAUGGUCCUCGGCCGGCCGCCCGCCCGCAGCUGUCGAGGCGGGAAUCUCGCCCGGCGCCGCAGGCAUCGCCGCCUCCUACAACAGCAUCCACAGGCGCUGGCGGUGGUGUCCCUGCUCCACCGGCCCAGCCGACGCCGCUGUCGAGCAGGCCGUCGCCGCCGCCCGCCCGCGCUCCGCCACUCUCGCCCAUCGGAGAGCCCAAUGCUAGAGCGCCGGAGCCGUCACCGGUGCCGGUUGCCAAACAGCACAGGCCGCCUUCUCCUCUUCGUCCUAAUUAUAUCGCGCGUGAUGUUCCUAAGCAGAAAGACAUCGUCGUUCCGCAAGAGAAAACUAUCCAGGAACCGGCGCUCGUAGCAUCCAAGACGCCAGCCAAGGCCCCAGAGAAAGAGAAAGAAGACAAGGAGAAAAGGGAGGAGGAGAAGACGAAGGAGAAAGACAAGGGGCACAAGAUGAAGAAGGAGAAGGAUCACGAAGAGAAGCAGGAGAAGGAUAAAGAGAAGGAAGGCGGCCAGCCGCACAAGGAGCUCAAGGCGGGCGUCGCCGACAUGGUGCGCAAGCUCGGCACUCCGGCACCGUCGUCCGGCGGCGGCCACGAGCGCGCUGGCUCGGCGGCGGCCGAAGGAACGACCAUCAUCACGCUGGCCGGCGAGAACAAGGGCGCGUCCAUGAAGGUAGACGGCAGCGCCGUGGCCGACGGCAGGGCGGACGCGGCCGGCAGCAAGGAGCGCCGCGGCCGCACGCUCGACGGCAGCGCCGUCGUCAGCGGGACGGAGCGGGCCUGGGGCGGCAGAGGGUUCACGGCUUUCGUCAACAGCAACGUGCAGGUCAUCAACAACUCGCUGCUGCUGCAGAGCUCCUGCAACGGCGGCGGCCCGGGGGUGCACCUCAAGCUGUCCACCAAGGCCAAGAAGAAGGACGGCGAGGGAGCCGGGGGGAAGAGUGGCUCUGCUGCUGCCCCCAAAAAAUGAUCAGCCUGCAUCCAUCGCUGGCGCGCGCAUGGCGAUCGAGCAGUGACUAAUGAUUACUACUAGUAUACUGUUAGCAUCGAUAAAUUUAUAUGUACGUCGAUGUCAGUUCGCAAAAAAAUCGUGGUGAAUGAUGCCUGUAAAACAUAAUAGGAUGCCGAAGAUGAGCGAAUCAAGCAACCAAACCUGCUAUGUGUACAUGGUCUGGUCUCUUUAUGUUUGUUACUUUGAAACAAAGGAAUCUCUAAAUGUUUGCUUGUGAC